Phyllotreta striolata is the source of this 834-nucleotide messenger RNA. The record is from the annotation of a GenBank genome assembly. Lineage: Eukaryota; Metazoa; Arthropoda; Insecta; Coleoptera; Chrysomelidae.
AUGGUGGACUAUUACAGAGUCCUCGAGGUGCCAAAAACUGCGAGCGGUACAGACAUAAAAAAGGCUUAUAGAAAAUUGGCUUUGAAAUGGCACCCCGACAAGAAUCCUGAAAAUAUGGAAGAGGCUACAAAAAAAUUCAAAGAAAUUUCAGAGGCGUACGAAGUAUUAUCAGAUGAUUCGAAAAGAAAAAUCUAUGAUACCCGAAGCAGCAGAAGUAGUUCGGCGAAAUCGAGAUCGUACCGCAGCCAUUAUUUUGACAGUUUCAAUCCUUUCUCUCAGAAAUAUUUCGAGAAAAAGAGGCGCAUGUACGACCAAUACGGCAAGGAUGGUUUGAUGAACGGCAACAGCCGCGCCAGGAGCCGGUACGAGGACGAUCUAGACUUCGGCGGUUUCGGAUUCUUCUCCUUCAGGGACCCCGAAGACGUUUUCAGAGAAUUCUUCGGCGCUUCGGUAUUCGAUUUGUUAGACCCCCAAUUGGGAAGGGAUUCGAGGAGACGGAACAGACACUCGCAUCCGCAGAACGCCCUCAGCAGCGCUUCGUUAUUCGCGCCGUUCAGCUUCGGCUUCGGCGGCGAUCUGAUGGACGAUUUCUUCAACACCGGUCCGCACUCGACCGGAUUUACCUCUUUUAGUUCAAUAAAUACUUCGUUUAACGGAUCUCCCGGCAACCCUAACGUCAAGAGAACGUCCUCUUCGACGAAAUUCGUCAACGGCAAGAAGAUAACGACUAAAAAGAUCUACGAGAACGGCAAGGAGACAGUAUUGUCAUACGAAAACGACGUUCUGAAAUCAAAGACUGUGAACGGGGUGGCGCAGAGUAUAACAUACAGUUAA